AUGAAGACAAAAGCUGGGAAACAAAAGAAGAGAAGUGUUGACUCGGAUGAUGAUGUCUCUAGGGAAAGGAGACCAAAGCGAGCAACAUCAGGCACAAACUUCAAGGAGAAAUCUCUCCGUUUCUCUGAAAAAUAUGAAACUGUUGAAGCCAAGAAAGAGCAGAUCGUGGGUGAUGACGAAAAGGAAGAAAAAGGUGUGAGGUUUCAAUCUUUUGGUCGGGUAGAGAACUGGACUAUAUCUGGUUAUGAAGAUGGUUCCCCGGUGAUAUGGAUCUCAACUGUGAUUGCGGAUUAUGAUUGCCGUAAACCUUCUAAGAAAUACAAGAAAUUAUAUGAUUAUUUCUUUGAAAAAGCUUGUGCUUGUGUGGAGGUAUGUAAGAACUUGUCCACGAAUCCUGAUACAAGUCUUAAAGAGCUUCUUGCUGCGGUUGUUAGGUCGAUGAAUGGAAGAAAGAUCUUUUCUAGCGGUGGAGUCAUCCAAGAGUUUGUUAUAUCCCAAGGAGAAUUCAUAUAUAACCAACUCGCUGGUUUGGAUGAAACAUCCAAGAAUCAUGAAACCAAAUUUGUUGACAAUCGUGUUCUUGUUUCUCUAAGAGAUGAGAGUCGUAAAAUUCACAAGGCUUUCUCCAAUGUUGCUCUGAGGAUUGAUGAGAGCAAGGUCUUGACAUCUGAUCAACUAAUGGAUGGUGGUGAGGACGAGGACCUAAAAUAUGCUAAACUACUGCAAGAGGAAGAACAUAUGAAAUCUAUGGAUCGGUCGAGAAAUAAGAGAAGUUCAACAACUUCUGCUCCAAAUAAGUUCUACAUUAAGAUAAAUGAAGAUGAGAUUGCCCAUGAUUAUCCUCUCCCAUCUUACUAUAAAAACACCAAAGAUGAAACAGAUGAACUUGUACUCUUUAAUGCGGGCUAUGCGGUUGAUGCGAGGAACCUACCUUGCAGAACACUUCACAACUGGGCACUUUACAAUUCUGAUUUAAUGUUGAUAUCUCUUGAGUUUCUCCCGAUGAAGCCAUGUGCUGAUAUCGAUGUCACCUAUUUGGGUCAGAUAAAGGAAUGGAAGAUUGAUUUUGGGGAAGACAUGAUAUUUGUUCUAUUACGAACAGAUAUGGCCUGGUAUCGGCUAGGGAAACCGUCAGAGCAAUAUGCUCCUUGGUUCGAACCUAUAUUGAAAACAGUAAGAAUUGGGACAAGCAUUUUGGCUUUGCUCAAGAAUGAAACAAGGAUGGCUAAGCUUUCAUAUACAGAUGUCAUAAAAAGACUAUGUGGGCUAGAGGAGAACGAUCAAGCUUACAUUUCUUCUACGUUCUUUGACGUUGAGAGAUAUGUGAUCGUCCAUGGACAAAUAAUAUUGCAGUUUCUUACAGAAUGUCCUGACGAAUAUAUCAAAAGGUGUCCAUUUGUUACUGGUCUUGCAAGUAAAAUGCAGGAUAGGCACCAUACAAAAUGGAUCAUCAAGAAGAAGAGAAAAAUGUUGCAAAAGGGAGAGAAUUUGAAUCUAAGGAGAGGCAAGGCACCUAAGGUAUCCAAGAUGAAAGCCAUGCAAGCAACAACAACUCGGCUUAUCAAUAGAAUUUGGGGUGAGUUUUACUCCAUUUAUUCUCCAGAAGAUCCGUUGGAGGAGAUUGGUGCAGAAGAAGAGUUUGAAGAGGUAGAAGAUGUUGAAGAGGAGGAUGAGAAUGAAGAAGAGGACACUAUACAAAAAGCUAUUGAGGUUCAAAAGGCUGAUACACUUAAGAAAAUCCGAGGUAGUUGUAAGGAAAUGGAAAUAAGAUGGGAAGGUGAAAUUCUUGGAGAAACUUGUGCUGGUGAGCCUCUCUAUGGACAAGCCCUUGUUGGAGGUAGAAAGAUGGAUGUUGGUGGGGCUGUCAUUUUGGAAGUUGAUGAUCAAGGUGAAACUCCAUUAAUCUAUUUUGUGGAGUAUAUGUUUGAGAGUUCAGAUAACAGUAAAAAGCUACAUGGGAAACUCUUACAAAGAGGAUCUGAGACUGUUCUAGGAACGGCUGCUAACGAGAGGGAACUUUUCUUGACUAAUGAAUGUCUUACUGUUCAGCUCAAGGACAUAAAAGGAACAGUAAGUUUUGAGAUUCGAUCAAGGCCGUGGGGUCAUCAGUAUAAGAAAGAGCACAUGGCUGCAGAUAAACUUGACCGGGCAAGAGCUGAGGAAAGAAAAGCUAAAGAUUUGCCAAUAGAAUACUACUGCAAAAGCUUGUACUCACCUGAGAAAGGUGGAUUCUUUAGUCUUCCAAGAAGUGAUAUGGGUCUAGGUUCUGGAUUCUGCAGUUCAUGUAAGAUAAGAGAGAAUGAAGAGGAAAGGUCAAAAACUAAACUCAAUGAUUCAAAGACAAGAUUUCUCUCCAAUGGGAUCAAGUAUUCUGUUGGGGAUUUUGUUUAUCAAAUCCCCAACUACUUAAGUAAAGAUAGGGGUAAAAGAAGGCCAGUGUUUAAGUAUGGUAGGAAUGUUGGGUUAAGAGCCUUUGUGGUUUGCCAAAUACUGGAUAUAGUUGACCUAAAAGAACCCAAAAAAGGUAAUACGACUUCUUUUGAGGUCAAAGUGAGACGGUUUUAUAGGCCCGAUGAUGUUUCUGCAGAAGAGGCUUAUGCUUCAGACAUACAAGAGGUUUAUUAUAGCGAGGACACAUAUAUUCUUCCUCCAGAAGCUAUAAAGGGAAAAUGCGAAGUUAUGAAAAAAACUGAUAUGCCCUUAUGUCGUGAGUAUCCAAUUUUAGACCAUGUCUACUUCUGUGACCGUUUUUAUGACUCAUCCAAUGGUUGUCUCAAGAAGUUGCCUUACAAUAUGAUGCUGAAGUUCUCUACUAUUAAAGACGACACACUUCUAAGGGAAAAGAAGACUGAAACUGGUUCUGCAAUGCUUCUGAAGCCCGAUGAGGUACCUAAAGGGAAGCGUCUAGCUACACUAGAUAUUUUUGCCGGAUGUGGUGGCUUGUCUUAUGGACUAGAAAAGGCUGGUGUAUCCGAUACAAAGUGGGCGAUCGAGUAUGAAGAGCCAGCUGCACAAGCUUUCAAACAAAACCAUCCCAAAACAACGGUUUUUGUUGACAACUGCAAUGUAAUUCUUAGGAUCAGUUGGUUGAGAUUAUUAAUUAAUGACAGGGCUAUAAUGGAGAAAUGUGGAGAUGUUGAUGAUUGUAUCUCUACUACGGAGGCAGCUGAACUUGCAACGAAACUUGAUGAGAACCAGAAGAGUACCCUACCACUUCCCGGUCAAGUGGAUUUCAUCAGUGGAGGGCCUCCGUGCCAGGGGUUUUCUCGUUUAAAUAGGUUCAGUGACGGCUCUUGGAGUAAAAACCAGUGUCAAAUGAUAUUAGCAUUCUUGUCUUUUGCUGACUAUUUCCGGCCAAAGUAUUUUCUUCUAGAGAACGUGAAAACCUUUGUGUCAUUCAAUGAAGGACAUACAUUUCAUCUUACUGUAGCUUCUCUUCUUGAAAUGGGUUACCAGGUGAGAUUUGGACUCUUGGAGGCAGGAGCAUAUGGAAUAUCUCAACCUCGUAAAAGAGCUUUCAUUUGGGCUGCUGCACCAAACGAAGUUCUUCCGGAAUGGCCAGAGCCCAUGCAUGUUUUUAAUAAUCCGGGUUUUAAAAUCCCACUAUCUCAAGGUUUGCAUUAUGCGGCUGUUCAAAGUACUAAAUUUGGUGCACCUUUCCGUUCAAUCACUGUGAGAGACGCGAUUGGUGAUCUUCCACCAAUAGAAAGCGGAGAAUCCAAGAUAAACAAAGAGGAGAUGAGAGGAAGCAUGACUGUUCUCACUGAUCAUAUAUGUAAAAAGAUGAACGAACUAAACCUCAUUCGCUGUAAGAAAAUCCCUAAGACACCCGGUGCUGAUUGGCGUGACCUACCAGACGAACAUGUGAAUUUAUCAAAUGGGAUUGUGAAAAACAUUGUUCCCAAUUUGUUAAACAAAGCUAAGGACCACAACGGUUAUAAGGGACUCUAUGGUAGACUGGACUGGCAUGGCAAUUUACCCACUUGCAUCACCAAUCUUCAGCCCAUGGGGUUGGUGGGAAUGUGCUUCCAUCCUGACCAGGACAGAAUUAUCAGUGUUCGUGAAUGCGCCCGAUCUCAGGGGUUUCCGGAUAGCUAUAAGUUUUCAGGAAAUAUAAAAGACAAACAUAGGCAGGUUGGAAAUGCAGUCCCUCCACCAUUAGCGUUUGCUCUUGGUCGGAAGCUUAAAGAAGCCCUACACCUUAGGAACAUCUAA
Messenger RNA from Arabidopsis thaliana (thale cress), 4215 nucleotides. It is a transcript of the gene MEE57, whose product is annotated as DNA (cytosine-5-)-methyltransferase family protein. The transcript is spliced from 13 exons. Gene Ontology annotation, molecular function: DNA (cytosine-5-)-methyltransferase activity; chromatin binding; methyltransferase activity. NCBI's taxonomy places the organism in Eukaryota, Viridiplantae, Streptophyta, Magnoliopsida, Brassicales, Brassicaceae. Bases 1 to 4215 code for a protein of 1404 amino acids. The record is from RefSeq and is marked reviewed. Gene Ontology annotation, cellular component: nucleus.